Molecule: messenger RNA, 1209 nt
Organism: Prorocentrum cordatum
Lineage: Eukaryota; Dinophyceae; Prorocentrales; Prorocentraceae
Source: the annotation of a GenBank genome assembly
AUGCCAGAGAGGAGGCAGGUGCAGGUUUCAGCGGCGAGCUCCGACGAAGACGACGACUCCUCGGUGGAGGUCGAAAGCGCCGGCGCCUGGAAGGAGUUCAGGCAUAAGUUCGGCCAGUACGGCAUGCAGAUCACCGUCGGCAUCCUUGUCGAGGUCGUUUGGUGUGCUUGCAUUGGAGGUUGGCUGCACAGGGCAGAGAAUGCCAGUGUGGGCUCCAAAACCCUGGAGGAGUUGGACCUGGUUCAGCAGGACAAGCACAACGUCAAGGAGCUCAAUUGGAUCGUGUUCCUGGUCUGUCUUGCGGGGCGAUGGGUCGCCAUCUCCUUGUGGUUCCGAAGGCAGCGACGUUUUGGACGGUGCACUGUCACGGCGAGUGCCGCGUCGGCGAUGUACAUCGUUUUUUCGGUUUCGCAGUGGGUGAUCUAUUUCGGGGCCUACUAUUUGGUUUUGGAUUCGUUGACAACAGUCACGUUCAACCCUCAAGUGCAGGUGAAGCGGAUCGCCGAAUACUCCGACACACGCGCGACCAACGCCACAUAUUUGACCGAUGGUGUUAUCGACGUGGUGAAAACCGACGAUGCUGUCCUCAACCUGACAAUGGCCCACUGCCUGGAAGAAUAUCCUCCCCUAGAUUGCGUGUCGAGAGUCAACCGUCAUGUGACGUGUAAAAUCGAAUUCGAUCCAGAUGUCUGCAGCGGCUACACUUGGAUGGGAAAGGGAAAACGUGCGAUGAAAUGCUGCGUUCAAGACAUUUACAGUCUGACGAGGCCAAACGUCCCUGUGCCAUUCGCAUUCGGACAAGAUCUCGAUACUAUGUUCAUGCUCUUGAAAUGGCUGGCGGUGUUGAGUAUAUCAUGGACUCUCAAGGAUCUCCCGAUAGUGCCAAGCUCAGCCCAGAGUUCUGGGUUUUUGAAUGGCUGCUGGCUGGAUCUUAUGGAUGCGGUCGUCUUCGGCGCCUACUUGGUCAACGACAGGGUCCUGUACCCCAAGUACGGCAUCGACUCAGACGGGACAGCCGCAGAAAAAGAUGAAAAAUACAUUGAUCUCCUGAGGCUCACGUGGAUCGUGGCGUUUGUGCUGGCCACGCUAUCACCAGCUCUGUACACCUUCUACAGCCACUCUGGAGAACAGGAUUCGAACAGGAAAAAGACGACGGCGCGGGAACCGAGAACGCGCCCCGUGAUUUCGCCCACAGCGCGGAGAGUUUGA